CUUGGAGCCUGACGCCUUCUCUGGAGAGGCCACCCCAGUCAUAUCAGCCAGAUUAAUGAUAACUGACCCGAAAACAAAUUAACAGCGUGGACCCCAGCGGCAGAAAUGCUCCGUUUUCUCUGCUGUUGCUGCUUCUCAGGGGGAAACUCCGACGACGAGAGGCAGCCUCUCCUGCAGCCCAGACCAUCUGACCUGACCGAAGCUGAAUCAGCCAGGCUGACCCGGCCAGCACACAGCGAGACACAGAGCGUGAAGCGCAUUGGCAGGCUGGUGAUGAGGAGAGUGUGUGUGUCAGAGUUGGACAAGAGGUUUUCUGACAUGGCCGAGACCUUCAAUGAACAACAGGAACGCUAUGAGGGCAUGGUCCGACACAUCAGAAAUGUGCAACAGACUUACGACUGUAACCACAGUGAUACCCUGGCUUUAGCCGAAUGUGUGAGCAGGAUCAGAGAUGAGCACGAGGCCAAGUACAGGGUCUCCCUUAUGAUAAAGGGCUAUGAUUUCUCCCUCAAUGUCGUUCCUGUGGGAUCAACGGAGGAAAGGGAGGAGGAACCACUGCCUCCAGAUCUGCAGUUGGCUCGGGAUGAACUGAAGGGUACUAGUGAGAGUGCCAAGGCCACCAUCUCGAAGGGUACCAAACUUCAAGAGUUGAUAGGCUGGCUGCUCCGUAGCGGGGAUCAAAUGGCUGAGCAAGUGAAGGGGGCCGCAUCAACUUACCAGGAGUUUGGAAGACUAACUGAGAACCUGGAGGAGAACAUGAAGGAAGCAAGAAGGGCAAAGGAGUUGUCACUGGGAUACAAACAACAAGCUUGCGAAGUCCUCACUGAGGUUGCACAGAUAGCAGGAGCUCAUCUGUAGUUCAUGCACAUUUUAAAUACUUUAAUUGAGCCCAGCAGUUACAAUACAGGCAGGAUUCUAAUAUUUACAGAAGUCAUACACACUUUUUGACAACUAUGAGUGUAGGAAGGACUGCUAACCUAGUAACAGUCAGUUUGUGAAUGUGCGCAACUCUGCCAAAUAUUAGUAACCUACAUUUAUAUCCUUGCAUUUGCAGCAACAUUAGGAGUGUUAGAAAAGUACACAUGAACGUCAUGCAUGUAUUGAAAUGUACCGAGUAUACACUCUGCUUUGCAGGCCAUUACAGCUUAUUGUAUUACGUUUGCUGCAAGAACACCAAGACGUUAUUUUGCUAUUUUUCGCCUUUCGUUCACAUUUUAACGACUCACUCUAACACUUAAAAGACAGUACAGUAUGUUGCCUGUGUAAAGACUUUCAGUAUUUACUUUGAUGGGUGUGAUUUUCCUAGCUAACAUUAGGGGGCACUGCACACUCACUUUACUGUUUUAACAGUUCUUCAUAUCUUUCAGUUUUAGAAAGUUUUUCAGAAAUUGCACUGCAUAAAUAAAUAAAUUCUUUAAUCCCAGA
This is a messenger RNA of Scatophagus argus, 1425 nucleotides long. RefSeq lists its product as uncharacterized. Lineage: Eukaryota; Metazoa; Chordata; Actinopteri; Scatophagidae. The transcript is spliced from 5 exons. The record is from RefSeq and is a predicted model, not a curated record. Bases 106 to 858 code for a protein of 250 amino acids.